Chanos chanos (milkfish) is the source of this 1867-nucleotide messenger RNA. RefSeq names its product impact RWD domain protein (gene impact). Gene Ontology annotation, cellular component: cytoplasm. Gene Ontology annotation, molecular function: protein binding. Gene Ontology annotation, biological process: regulation of translational initiation; GCN2-mediated signaling. The transcript is spliced from 11 exons. Bases 266 to 1225 code for a protein of 319 amino acids. The record is from RefSeq and is a predicted model, not a curated record. Lineage: Eukaryota; Metazoa; Chordata; Actinopteri; Gonorynchiformes; Chanidae.
UUGACUGUGAGAAUGGACUUGGAUUCAACAUGUAGCCAACCGUUAGACAAAGUUUACAGACUUUGAAUAAAAAAAACGACAAUGUGUUGUUAUGUCGAACUGGCUUGAAUGAACACAUUCUUGAGCUUCUACGGAAUAACAGACGAUAACAGUCAUUGAUCUACAUAGUAACCGCUUCUGAAAUCUAUUUCCCGUCCACUUUUGGUUGCUCUGACAAGCACAGCGACAAGACUGCACUGUCAAGCAAGCAGCAUACAAUGAAUAAAUGGCAGAGGCUUUGCAAAACAUGAGUGACCUGCAGUCUCAAAUUGAUGAAAUCGAAGCUCUUUCAUCCAUAUAUGGUGAUGAGUGGUGUGUGAUUGAUGAGGCUUCAAGAAUAUUUUGCAUCAAAAUAUCAGAUGACAUUGAGCAGCCUAAAUGGACUGUUUGUUUACAGAUUAUACUCCCCCACGAUUACCCAAGCGCAGCUCCACCUAUAUACCAGAUAAACGCUGCAUGGUUAAGAGGUCCUGAGAGAGUGAAACUCUCAAACAGCCUAGAGGAACUUUACUUGGAGAAUGCUGGAGAAAGCAUCCUCUAUCUGUGGGUGGAGAAAAUACGUGAAUUCCUCAUAGAGAAAUCCCAAAGUGGAGAAACAGUGGAGGGAUUGGAUACGUUGAAGGCGAUGAGAACCGAGGAGGAGGAGGAUUAUGAUGAAGAUGUUCUUCUAGAUUACAGUGCACUGAAGCUGAACACAGAGCAGUCUCAUCUGUUUUCCGAUCGUCUAGUGGAUGAGGAGUUGCCACCCAUACAUCAUGGUGAAGCAAUAACCGAUAGACGCAGCACCUUCCAACCCCAUUUAGCACCUGUGGUGAGCCCUAAACAGGUUCGAAUGGUCCUCGACAAACUGUACGAAAACAAGAAGAUUGCAAGUGCUACUCACAAUAUCUACGCGUACAGAAUAUAUUGUGAGGACAAAAAUACUUUUCUUCAAGACUGUGAAGAUGAUGGAGAGACUGCUGCAGGGGGACGGCUGCUCCAUCUUCUGCAGAUUCUGGACGCGCGGAACGUGCUGGUGGUUGUGUCACGGUGGUACGGCGGGAUUCUGCUCGGGCCAGAUCGCUUUAAACACAUCAACAACUGUGCCAGGAACAUCCUCAUCCAGGAGGGCUACACUGAAUCUACGGAUGAAGCUUCAAAAUCAAGUGGGAAGAAUAAAAAGGCUAAAAGCAAAAAGACAAAGUAAAAAAGAAGAAGAAGAAGAAAAAAAAACAACAAUAACUAAGCCAAAAAGGAGUGAAUUCUAGACACCUUUGUCUUCCCACCGGGAGCAAAAUGCCUUAGGGGAGUGUCAAGCCCCAAAACAUCACAAUGACAUGUUCCUCCAGAGCCUGAAGUGGAGGAGCUUCAGUCGGGGGGGGGGGGAGUAAUGUUCUACCUAAAGAACACGUAAUAAAUACCUGGUCUCCAGUCAGUGCUGGUAAACACAGAAUGAAAAUGAUGCACUUAUAUCAGCGAGGCAUCCUAAAUCGGAGCCGUUUCUACAGUAAAUUGCAUAGAGUUGACUGAAAUGGUUAACAACUUCUGACAUUUCUUAUUUUAUGAGAUGAAACCCUAGAGUCAAAAUGACUCAAGAAUGUAUGAAAAUAAUAAUCCUGCAACAGUACCAAUAUUUUUUUUUUGCAAAAUUUCUUUUAUGAAGACCAGCUCUAUUAUCAAGAUGUUUAUCAGGCCUACCUCGAGUAAUCAGCGUGCUUUUUAAUAGAGCUUUGGUUAGUUUUUGUGUGGUGUGGUUUAAUGAAAGUCGCAGCACAAAGGAUGUGAUGUACAUCAUGAGGCCGAGCUUCCUCAGAUAAACGGCGCUGUAUCCCUCUCGAAAAAAUAAAAA